CGGUCCGUGGUGGCAAAAAGUAUAAGGGCCUCUAUAGCUGGAGCGACAGAAACAUUCAGUCAGCAGGAGAAGACAAGCUUACCGCUGACCGCAUGGCACUGGGGAUCGCCGUUAGCUUGGCCCUCAUUCUGGUAGUAAAUUGUUGGCAUGACCUGGACAAUACAGAGUUUGACUGCUGGCCAAUAUCGCAACCUAAUGAUUACAAUAUGAUCGACUGUGGAGGGCUUGAGAUGGCGUGGGUGCAGCGACCUCCAGAAAAAGUCACCAAUGGCGAAGAGUUUAAUGUGACCUACUCGGUGACAGCGUCGGAUUCUUUCUAUGAGUAUGCGGUCAACAACAAGAUAUUCAAUUUUAGGGACGGGUCGGAAGCUAAGAAGUUCUGUCAUGAGCAUGAAUGUCCAUCGAACUGGAACAGUGCCAGUGAGCACAACUGCUGCGUGCACCACGCCAACAUCCACUCCUGCCCCCUUGCUCUGAUGAGGCAAGGUGGGAUUUGUGGACCUUGGAUCCCUGAUGAUGGCAAGAUUGUGACACAUACAGUGUCUAAAGCAGGACGGAUGAGCCAACAGAACUGGACAUCAAAGGUGGUGCUGAUCCAUGUAGGUGUGACCUCAGUCAUUGCUCACAUUAAAGUUGGACAGAUGCAUGCAGCUUUAGAGACCAAGGUCCUGGUCGUCAGUGCUCAAGUGUGCGGGGAUGACAUCUGCGAACCCGAGGAGAGCUGCCUCACUUGCCCGGCGGACUGUGGGGUCUGUCCCAUGUCCAUGACCAUCAAGGUGUCCACUGGCCUCCCAGUUGCCCUAUUCUGCACCGGCUUCAUCUUAAUUGUAGUGUGGCUUCAGUAUCAGAAGCAGAAGAUGUUUUGGGAUGAGAGCUGGAUCAUCAGUUAUAUGGAUAUCAUGUUCGUUAAAACAUACUGUGCAGGUUUCUCCAGUACUGCCAGUCUGCAGCCGGGGAAAAGGGACUCCAGUGUCAGCACCAUAACUGAUGUGACGCUGUGCACUGUGGUCAACACUGUCUACAGGGAGGGCUCCAUUCAACCAGGAAUUUAUGAUGGACGAACAGUGGCAGUAAAACACAUACAGAAGAAACAUUUCACCCUUUCAAAAACAAUCAGAAAGGAGGUGAAAGAAGUACGGACAUUGGACCACCCUAACCUGUGCAAAUUUAUUGGUGGAUCUAUUGAAGUUCCUUACAUCAGCAUCAUUACAGAGUAUUGCCCAAAAGGAAGCUUAGCUGAUGUUCUUUUAAAUGAAGAUAUACCGAUUAACUGGGGAUUUCGGCUGUCGUUUGCCAUUGAUAUAGCUCGCGGGAUGUCAUAUCUCCACCAGCAUAAGAUGUUUCAUGGACGGCUUCAUUCUCGGAAUUGCAUAAUUGAUGAUCGUUGGGUCUGUAAGAUUUCAGACUGUGGACUUGCAGUUUAUAGAAAAGAAGAUGUUGAGAUAGUGAGUAAUGGUUACCAGUCUCGUAAUUUCUACCGUAUCUACUGUGCUCCAGAGGUCCUCCUUGGAACCUCUGGUUUCUUCACUGCAGCUGCUGACAUCUACAGUUUCUCUAUUAUCUUAGUUGAGAUUGCCACUCGUUGUGAAGUUAUUUCUCAGCGUCAAAUGGAGAUGGUUAAGCUGGAUGUCGUAUGGCGUCCUUCUCUCCCUGAACUGAAAGCUGCGAAAUCAGACAGUGACUGUCCAAAUGAGGCAGAUUAUUGUGAGCUGAUAAAGAAAUGCUGGUCCCAUAAUGUGACAAUGAGGCCGACAUUCGGGCAAGUGAAGAAGAUGCUGGAGCAGAUGAAUCCACACAAAGUCAGCCCAGUGGACAGGAUGAUGAACCUGAUGGAAAAAUAUAGUAAACAUUUGGAAGCUGUUGUGGCAGAGAGAACUCAGGAUCUUCUCCAAGAGAAGCAGAAGACUGAUCAUUUGCUUUACAGUAUGCUACCAAAGCCAGUAGCCGAUGAUCUCCGCCAAGGCCGUACAGCAGAGGCUCAAAGCUACUGCAAUGCUACAGUGUAUUUCAGUGAUAUUGUAGGCUUUACCCAGCUCUCAGGAUCAAGCACGCCUCACCAAGUGGUGGACUUCCUUAACAAGCUCUACACAAUCUUUGAUGAGAUCAUCGACAAUUACGAUGUGUACAAAGUAGAGACUAUAGGAGAUGCAUAUAUGGUUGUUUCAGGUGUUCCAAAUGAAAAUGGGAUCAAUCAUGCUGGGGAGAUUGCCAGCAUGGCUCUUGACCUGAUCAGUGUGUGCCACACUUUUAAAAUCCCUCACAAACCCACAACACAGUUGAAGAUACGGGCUGGGAUCCAUUCAGGACCUGUGGUUGCUGGUGUCGUUGGUACGAAGAUGCCACGGUAUUGUUUGUUUGGUGAUACAGUGAAUACGGCCUCGCGAAUGGAAUCAACGAGUGAAGCUUUGAAGAUCCAGUGCAGUGGUAGCACUGCUGAUAUGCUCCACAGAUUGGGGGGGUACAUUCUGACCUGCCGGGGCUCACUCAUUGUGAAGGGUAAAGGUGAAAUGAAAACUUGGUGGUUGGAAGCCAAGAAAGGACAGUUUCAUUCGAAGGAGAGUAACAAUCAGCCCUGUGAUAUGCCUGUACCUGUCAGCAACUAGCCUGUGUUCAUGCGAUUUUUUUAUAGUACUUUGUAUACAUUGUCCUAACAUAAAAUGUGUCAGAAGUCAUUUUUUCCCAGUUACCUUCAGUGUAAUUGUGACUCUUAAAAUAAUGAAAUUUAUGCCGUAUUUUUUUCGCCGUAUUUCGGAGAUAGUGUCUAUUGUCUAGCACUCUGUGAGUGUUAUUGAUUUUCGCCUGUAGAUGUCAGUAAUAAGAUAAAGUGUUAUGGUAAUAUAGUGUAAAACUUAGAUGUUUAUAUUUCAAAGGGUUUUUAAGUAUAUUUGGUUAAUUUGCCAUCCAUUCUCAAUAUUGCUUCUUCCAAAUUCAGUACAGGAUAGCCUUCUGACCUACCUGACACAUUAAUUCUCCACAGCAGAACACUGUAAAAUAUUAAACCUUGACUGAAAUCAGAACCAAA
Messenger RNA from Paramormyrops kingsleyae, 3022 nucleotides. Its product is annotated as atrial natriuretic peptide receptor 2-like. Lineage: Eukaryota; Metazoa; Chordata; Actinopteri; Osteoglossiformes; Mormyridae. Gene Ontology annotation, molecular function: peptide receptor activity; ATP binding; protein kinase activity. Gene Ontology annotation, cellular component: plasma membrane. Gene Ontology annotation, biological process: receptor guanylyl cyclase signaling pathway; protein phosphorylation; intracellular signal transduction. The record is from RefSeq and is a predicted model, not a curated record.